UAAACCUAUAAGUUAUAUAAAUAAGUUCAAUGAUACAUAUAGAUGAAAUGUUGCGGUAUUGGAAUGUUUGCAAAAAUUAUUCAAAACAGUGGACAUUUUUAAAUAUCUUCAAUAAAUAUAAUCCUCCUCGAAAAUUUGUUUGUCAAAGAUACUUUAGUGAACGGGCUAUAGAUGUUAAUACGAAUGUCGUUAAAGAUGUGAUCUUGUACAAAUUUGAUAAUUCAAGAUACUUUAAACUAAUGAACUUGUUCGCAUUUGCUCAAUUCGGUUUUUGGUCUUAUUUAUCAUUAACAGCUUACACAACAUUAAGAGAUGCUCCAGUCGAUCAAACUACAGGAGAUCAUUGGUGGGAAAAAAUUAAUUUGGGUGAAAAUAAAUACAGAAACGGAAUAUCUUUAUUUUGUGGUAUUGUAGGAUGGGGUAUUUUAUCAAUUGUUUGGAUGUAUUCAUUGAGAUCUGUGAGGUAUCUAAUUCUAAGGAGAGGUGGGAAUCAACUUACAGUGGUAACAUAUACUCCUGUUGCUUCAAAUCGUAUGUUUACAUUGAAUUUGAACAACGUUAGUGCUGUGGAUUCGAGAUUAACAGCCCAGACACAUUUGGCAUUGAAAAUUAAAGGACAUUUCAUGUAUUAUAUUGUAGAUAUGAAAGGAGAAUUUGUAAAUCCUAUUUUAUUUGAUCAUACUGUAGGUUUGAGAAGAACUUUAAAAUAAAAAUAUAUUCUGUAUUGUUUUUCA
Molecule: messenger RNA, 734 nt
Organism: Diorhabda carinulata
Lineage: Eukaryota; Metazoa; Arthropoda; Insecta; Coleoptera; Chrysomelidae
Product: transmembrane protein 223
Exons: 2
Coding region: 30-710 (226 amino acids)
Biological process (GO): nervous system development
Cellular component (GO): mitochondrion
Source: RefSeq, a predicted model, not a curated record